UCUUCUCUUUGAAUCUUUCUCUUGCGCGUCUCCAGCGGCGCGCCCUGGACGGCGGCGCCUCCCAGUGCAUGGAUGCUCGCGGCAGCUCGGCCGCGAUCCCGGGGAGAUUUCUCCAGGUGUAGGGUAAAUAUUUUGAUCUGGGGCGAGGUGUAGCGAAGCAAUGGGAUGCGUUUUCUCGUCUUGCGCCGGGAAUGAUAUCACGAAGCCAUCGGAUGCUCCGUUCACCACUGUGACAAAUGGCAACCCUGGUGGUGCUAAAGCAAAUGAAGGAGCAAAUAGAGCUGGACAAGCUGCCAGAGUCCAACCGAUCGCUGUUCCAAUGCUUGGCAUUGACGAGCUGAAAGAAGCCACCGAGAAUUUUGGUCCCAAGUCACUUAUCGGCGAGGGAUCCUAUGGUCGAGUUUACCUUGCGGAGUUGCGAAGUGGUCAAGCUGCGAUAAAGAAGCUGGACCAGAAUUCACAGCCUGAUCAGGAGUUCCUUGCUCAGGUUUCCAUGGUGUCGAGACUAAAAAAUGAGAACGUUGUUGAGCUCAUUGGAUACUGUGUUGACGGGCCACUCCGUGUUUUGGCGUAUGAGUUUGCAACGAUGGGCUCUUUGCAUGACAUACUCCAUGGGAGAAAAGGUGUUAAAGGUGCUUUGCCCGGUCCGGUGUUGGAUUGGGCCCAGCGUGUGAAGAUCGCGGUAGGGGCUGCAAAAGGGCUCGAAUAUUUGCAUGAAAAAGUUUCUCCACCACUAAUUCACCGUGACAUCAAGUCCAGUAAUGUUCUCCUGUUCGACGACUACACAGCAAAGAUAGCCGACUUCAAUCUUUCCAACCAGGCUCCGGACACGGCCGCACGGCUUCACUCGACUCGUGUACUUGGAACUUUCGGCUACCACGCUCCAGAAUAUGCGAUGACAGGUCAGCUCACACAAAAGAGUGAUGUCUAUAGCUUUGGCGUGGUUUUGUUGGAGCUCCUCACUGGGAGAAAGCCAGUGGAUCACUCAAUGCCUCGUGGACAGCAGAGCCUUGUAACGUGGGCCACACCCAGACUUAGCGAAGACAAAGUCAAGCAAUGUGUGGAUCCAAAGCUGAAAGGAGAGUACCCUGCAAAGGCAGUUGCCAAGAUGGCCGCUGUUGCCGCUCUGUGCGUGCAAUACGAGGCGGACUUUAGGCCAAACAUGGGCAUCGUGGUGAAAGCGCUCCAACCUUUGCUCACGGCCCGAGCCGCCCCGGCAGCGGAGAUGGUUCGAGCUCUGGAUGAAAACUUGUGCAUCCCAGCUCGACAUAGUUCUCGCUCUCAGGUUCUUAAGAAUGAUAUUCCAAUGUCUAACAAGUUGCUCCAGCAUUAUAGCAAGCAGGGAAACGUCCAGCAGGCACGAAUCGUGUUUGACAGUAUCACCGUUAAGGACUCUUUCUCGUGGAACAUCAUGCUAUCAACGUAUGCCCGGGGCGGGUGUGUGGAGGAAGCCAGGCUUUUCUUCGAGGACAUGCCGAGCAGGGACAUGGUUUCUUGGAACGCGUUGCUCUCGGCUUAUGCCCGGAGCGGGCAUGUUGAGGAGGCCAAGCGGGUCUUUUCCUCGAUGCCCAGCUCCAAUCUAGUCUCGUGGACGUCGUUACUGGCGGCUUAUACGCAGAACGGGCAUAUCAAGCUUGCAAAGUCGGUCUUUGAGGAGAUGCCGCAGAGGGAUAUGAUGGCCUGGACUAUAAUGCUUACGGCCUUGACGCAGAGAUAUCUGGUGAUGGAGGCCGAGAACGUUUUCUUCAACAUGCCCGAGUAUAAUCUGGUAUCCUGGACUGCAAUGCUAACUUGUUAUUCCCAGAGCGGGCAUAUUGAAGAAGCAAGUUUGGUUUUUCACGCCAUGGAGCAGCGUGACAUCGUUGCUUGGACUGCGAUGGUGGCUGCCUAUGCGCAAUCGGGGUAUGUCAAAGAAGCUAUUCGGAUCUUUAGCAAGAUGCCGGAGCUUGACUGUGUCACUUGCAGCACCAUGAUUUGCGUCUACACCCAAGACGCGGACUUUCGCAAGGCCGAGGAGGUUUACAACGCGAUGCCGGAGUGGAGCGUCGUGACCAUGAACGCGAUGCUAAGUUGCUACGCUCAGAGUUCUCAGGUGGAGCGGGCCAAGAGGGUGUUCGACGAGAUCCCGGAGAAGAGCUUGGUGUCCUGGAACGCGAUGCUUUCGGGGUAUGCACAAAACGGGGAGAUGGAGAAGGCAAAGAACGUUUUUGAUCGCAUGGAGGAGAGGGACCUGGUGUCGUGGGACGCGAUGGUUUCCGGGUAUGCUCAAAACGGGCAUGUCGAGGAGGCUAGAAGGAUCUUCGACGCGAUGCCCGAGAGGAACCUCGUCGCCUGGAACGCACUCUUGUGUGGACUGGCACUGAACGGAAGUGUGGAGGAGGCCGAAGAGCUGCUGCUGAGUAACGCCAUGGACGAUCGCAACAUCGUCUCGUGGACUGCGGUGGCUGUUGGCUAUGCCCAAGUUGGUCAUCUCCAGAAAACCAGGAGAGUCUUCGACGCUAUGCCCGAGCGCGACGCGGUGGCCUGGAUCGCCAUGCUCGAGACGUAUGCUUACAAUGGCCGGACGGAGUCGACGCUGGAGCUCUUCCACACCAUGGCUCUCACGCAAACUCCAGGAGAAGCAGGCUUCGUUUGGAUUCUCCUGGCUUGCAGCCACGCAGGAAAGCUUCGAUCGGGGCUCGGCUACUUCGCUUCGAUGACGAGAGAUUGGAAGUUGGUUCCUCUCAAGCAGCACUUCUGCUGCGUGGUGGAUCUUCUCGGCCGGGCCGGGUACUUGGGCGAGGCCGAGGUGCUCGUGUCGGCCAUGCCGAGCGAUGCCCGAGAGCUGGGGUGGUCGUGCUUGCUGGGAGCUUGCCGGGGACACACCGAGAUGGACAUGAGCCGGGGAGCUCGAGUGACUAAACAGGUGCUGGGGCUGGACAGGAGGAAAGCCACUCCGUAUCUGGAUCAAUGCCGCUCUAGCGGGGUUCUUGAUAGCCGGAUGCGAUAUUUCGUGCUCUCUGCCGGCAUUCUUGGAAGAUCCAUGGCCGAUAGCGCAGCUCCUCCUCCAAUCCCACCGCCGCCGCCGCCGCCUCCCGCGAGCGAGGAUGUGAUUAGCAGGAAUCCGCUCUCGGUGGGUGUGAUCAUCGGGAUUUGCAUUGGCGUGAGCCUCAGCCUCUUCCUGGCGACGUGCGCAGUGAUUUGCGUGAGGCUGCGGCGCGUCAAGCCGGGAUUGUUCCGCGGCAACAGCAGCGAGAGGAAGGAGAUCGUGCUGCCGAUGCGAGUGAAUGGAGCCGACUCGAGCACCAUCCUCUCCGACUCGGAUGUGGGGAAUCGAUCGCCAUCGCAGCAGCAGCAGCCCAGCGUCACUUCUUUUCUAAAAGCCAACAAGGAGUUAAAUUACAGCGCUGGGAUUCUUCCAUUCUCAUAUAAGGAGCUCCAGAAGGCCACCAACAAUUUUACUACGCUUGUUGGGCGUGGAGCUUUCGGCCCAGUUUUCAAGGCCGUUCGUCCCACUGGUCCAGUGCUCGCUGUGAAAGUCCUCGACGUGAAAUCCAAGCAAGGAGGGCGAGAGUUUCAAACCGAGGUGCUGCUGCUUGGACGACUCCACCACCGAAAUCUUGUAAACUUGGUCGGAUACUGCGCGGAGCGAGGCCACUGUAUGCUCGUGUACGAGUUCAUGAGUGGUGGGAACUUGGCAGAGAUCCUUUACAACGAAGAGCGCGCGGCUUUAAGCUGGAAGCUUCGGGUGAGCGUGGCGCAUGAUAUCUCGAGGGGCAUUGAGUAUCUUCACGACGGGGCUGUGCCUCCAGUGAUUCAUCGAGACAUCAAGUCUUCCAACAUACUGCUGGAUGCCAUGUCCACUGCUAAAGUGGCGGAUUUUGGGCUGUCCAAGGAGAUGACGUUUGGAGUCCCUACGUCGGCUGUCAAAGGCACUUUCGGCUAUGUUGAUCCACAGUACCUCUUGACAAACGUUUUUACCGAAAAGAGUGAUGUCUACAGUUUCGGGAUUCUUUUGUUCGAGCUCAUCACUGGACGGAAUCCGCAACAAGGCCUCUUGGAUUACGUGAAACUGGCUGCUUUGGGGGUGGAAGGCGCAGACGGCUGGGGAGAACUUGUAGAUCCCAGGCUCGAGGGGCAUUGCAACUUGCAAGAAUUCGGGCAGAUAGCUUCCAUCGCAUUUCGCUGCGUCAACGAAGACCCUCGACACCGGCCAAAGAUGCGGGACGUUUCACAGUGGCUAUCACGAGUCGGGUACAAAGGUGACGCCGCUUCCGGCUACAUCGCCGCCUUAGCACCGGUUCCAGAGGCACAUCCGGAGGAGACGGACGUCUCAGAUGUGGAGUUUCACGGCUCGCCAUCCUAACAAACGGAAGCUCAACGUUUCUCAA
This is a messenger RNA of Selaginella moellendorffii, 4370 nucleotides long. RefSeq lists its product as uncharacterized. Bases 161 to 4345 code for a protein of 1394 amino acids. Gene Ontology annotation, molecular function: ATP binding; protein binding; protein kinase activity. Lineage: Eukaryota; Viridiplantae; Streptophyta; Lycopodiopsida; Selaginellales; Selaginellaceae. Gene Ontology annotation, biological process: protein phosphorylation. The record is from RefSeq and is a predicted model, not a curated record. The transcript is spliced from 16 exons.